CGCGCGACUUGUAACUUCAUCACUGUCUCAUUUCAUGGACGAUUCACUUUAUUAACUAUAUUUUUAGAUUGCUUUCGGUUCAGAGUCCUAAAAUUGAUUUUAUGCAAGCUCAGGGCAUGAGAUGCCCUCACUGUGAGCAAAAAUGGCAGUGUGCUUUCUCCGACAAGCAGCCAGAUUCUCUACGAGAGGGUGCUGCGUCCUCGUGAGUAGACUGCCCCAUUGUCAUGACAACGUCAGACAGGAUGGAGACAGAAAGUGGCUGUCCAGCAGUGGAUUUGGGCAACAUAAUAACAUCAUCUUGAUAGGAAGUCCGGGUUGUGGGAAGACCACCGUAGGCAGAAUUCUUGCCCAGAGACUGGGUCGACCAGCGGUCGACUUUGACAACGACUAUCUGGAGAGGCGGUGGGGCAUGACAGUGGCAGAAAAGCUCACUGAAGUGGGAGGAGAGAGCUUUGUAGCUGCAGAGGGUGAUGCCUUGUUAAACCUCGACCUGAGAGACAGCGUUCUCUCCCUGAGCGGGUCGGUGCCCAUGCAUCAGCUGGCCAUGCGGCAAGCUGCCAAAUCGGGCGUGGUCGUGUUCCUAGACACAGACUCGCACGACAUCGCUGAUCGCCUGCACAGGAUGAAGGUGGACCGCAUCGUGGGGCAGGCCCCAGGCGUCUCCAUGUUGGACCUGCUGGCAUACAGGCAGCCGUUCUACGAGGGAGCCCACGACAUCAGGAUUGUCUGCGAGAGGUUUCAGAACCCUGACGACGUCAGUGAGAAGGUUCUAAAGGCCCUCAGAGAUUACCAGAAACCCCCCGGAUACAUUUCCACCCGAAGUGACCCGCAGACCAAAGACCCUGCUCCACCUCAUCAGCUGCCCAAUUUUCCCGACGUGGUCUUGCAGGGCCUGGCGAGCGACUCAGGGCUGUACAUUCCCAACAGCGAACCCCCGCAUUUCAGCCAGGGGGAAUGGGCGCGACUCCUCGGGUGCACAUACCAACAGCGAGCGCUGCGAAUACUAGAAAAAUGGAUCCAUGCUAGGGAUUUUCACCCCAGCAAUCUCGCCACUGCCAUCCAGAGGGCAUACUCCCUGGAGAAUUUUCAGAACGAGAGUGUCGUCCCGGUGACUCAUCUCCAAGAUAAUCAGUACAUCAUGGAGGUGUUCCACGGACCCACCGCAUCCUUCAAAGAUGCUGCUUUACAAUUAAUGCCCCAAUUCUUCACAGAGGCUGUGCAGAGAGAGGGUGAAAAAGUAAGGUAUCUGAUAUUGGUCGCAACAUCGGGGGAUACUGGGAGUGCAGUCCUGGAUGGAUUCAGUAAAUUUGCUGGUGAAAGUGGUACUCUGGUGAUGGUCUUGUACCCAGAGAAUGGGAUCAGUGAAGUGCAGAAACUGCUCAUGACAGCUGCAACAGGGGACAACGUCCAUGUCAUCGGUGUUGACAGCGACUUUGACUUCUGCCAAACUGCUAUUAAGGGAAUCUUUGCUGAUGGCGCCCUCGCCGCUGACCUCCUGGCCAAUCAUGGAGUGCGGCUGAGUGCCGCAAACUCCAUCAACUGGGGCCGGCUGGUACCCCAGGUCGUGUACCACGCCUCAGCCUAUCUUGACCUGGUCCAGCAGGGGGUAGUUUCCAUGGGGGAUGAGUGCGAUAUCUGCAUCCCUACUGGCAACUUUGGGAACAUCCUUGGUGCCAUUUAUGCCAAGACAAUGGGCAUCCCUUUCCGUAAGUUCAUCUGUGCCUCCAAUGAAAAUGAUGUUCUGAUGGAGUUCAUCCAGACUGGUUGCUAUGAUCUGCGGCAUCGUCAUUUGCAUGUUACCAUGGCGCCAGCCAUCGACAUCCUGAAGUCUUCCAAUCUGGAAAGGUUUUUAUUCCUCGCUAGUGGUGGUGAUGGUGCAGAGGUCAGACGGUGUUAUGAACAGCUUGCCAGGGAAAAGUACUUCCAGAUCUCUCCAAAGGUACUGGAUAGCAUCCAGAAUGAGUUUGGCCUGACGGGAGACUGCUGUGAGGAGAAGGAGUACGCUGCUUCCAUAAAGAAGACCCUGACCCAAACAGGGUAUUUAAUGGAUCCCCAUACUGCCGUGGCCAAAGUGGUGGCUGACCGGCGCCGACCGAGAGACGUCCCCCUCUUGCUCUGCUCCACAGCCCACUACGGCAAGUUCCCCGUGGACGUUGCCAAAUCCCUGGGUCGCCGCCUUGUCUCCUCAACCGAUAACCCUAGGGAGAGUCUGCGCGACUUGGAGACGGUUGCCUCUCGGCCAGGGGUCCACAGAGAGCUGAGGGCAGUCCUGGAGAGACCAAGGUUGCAUCACAGGACACUGAGAGCUUCACGGGACGAGAUAGUCGAGGAAAUGGUGGACUUUGUUUCUAGUGUAACUCGUUGAAUCAAGUAUACACUCAUAUAUAUUUGUUUCCUCCUGAAAUGUUUUCUUGAGCGUCAUGUCUUUCCAGAACAAAAACAAUAUAGUUUGGGUCCUAUGCUAGUCACAGAAUGUGUGCACAGAGUUUUCAAGUAAGCGAAACAAUACUUGUGCUAAAUCAGUAAAUACCAAAAUUAAAUUACUACCAAAGCUAAAUCAAACACUGCCAAAAUGAAAUCAAUUGAUACCAAUGCUAUUAAAUUAAUCAAUACAAAAGCAAAAUUACUUAACACAAAACAAAAUCAAUCAAUACCAAACAAUUAAUCAAUACCAAACAAAAUUAAUGAAUAUUAAAAUUUAAUUUAGAUUUAAUCAAUACCAAAUUUAGUUAAAAGUAAAAUUGAAUUCAUUAAACAGCAAGUGUAGGUUAUUACCAAAGUUAAUUUUAUCAUUACCUAAGUGAAAUUUACAAUCAUGAAUUCUUCAGUAGUGGGGUCAAAUUAAAAGAAUAUGUAUAUCUAUUGUCUUAAUAAACAACAAAUAUAAAAAAUAAGAAACGAAAAUAAAUUUAAAUGCUGCCGCAAACUAUUUACUGAUAGAAAUGUCCUUGUAGGAUCACUCUCUGCCACUGAAGAAGGCUCGUCCAGAUCUCUUUCUUUUUUUCGACUGGAAUGCAUACAAAAGAGGUGCUACUAGUCACGGUGCCUCAUAAUAAAAGGCACAGGGCACAAAGUGAAGUGUUUGUGUGUGCAGUGUACUCAGCAGAAAGCAUUUUGUUACAACCUUGGAAUGUGACUGCCAGGUGUGUGUGCAAAUAUUGCACUGGCCAAAAUGCCCUGGGUGUGCUUUGGUUGCCCUUUUCCUUUUCUGUAAUCACCACUUUACACAAGUGAAGGGAUUAACAUGGUGGGUAAUAAUGCACAGUGAUGGCCUAAUGGUCUCCAUAAAGCAUUGAUAAACCUGCUUUAUUCUUAAAGCAACUAACAUCACUGGGCAGUAUGGGAUUGUAACUGCAGUACAUGUACCGUGCAUUUCAAGGGAGAUCAUUUUGCCGCCUGUGGAGGGAUAUUUUAAACUAUUUAAAAAUGUGUCAGUAUGGGUCAUGCUGUACCUAAGACGAGCAUCGACACAAAUGUGCUGAGAAGUUAUCCAGCCUGUAAAGAAUUCAAAUUUCUCUUCUGAGAAGGAAAAAAAAAAUUCAUAUUUUUGACCCUGGGAACUGUGAGCUUGACGGUACCUUUUUUUUCACUGCCAAUGCUGAAAUUUGAAUUCAUUGACCUUCAUCCUGGUCAGCGUAUUCUGUGAGGAGACUAUCCUACAGGCAAUGGUAUAUUGUAGUUUUCAAGUCUGUGAAUUCUGCCCUCCCUUUCCAUUUGACAGUGUGCAUGUCAAAUUUGCACAUCGGAACACUUAUUAUGUUAAUCAAUUACUGGAUGGUGACUUACAUGUGGCCCGUCCCCCCCUCCGUUUUUGUCUUCUUUCCCCCUUCCUGUCUUUUUUAGGGUGGGGGAAAAAAGGACAAAACAGCUACUGAUGAGCAACUAUUUGGUCAUCGAGUGCCGUCAGUUUUCCUUUGAUCAAAAAUAUUCUUUAUAAUCCGUUACAAUAUCAAUUGAGCACUUGCCAGGUUUUUUAGAGAUUCGAAGUAAUUUUGGCGAUGUGGAACGGUUACACAGUAUUGUGCGUGGUAGAGUUUCUGACAUCGCCCAACGUGCACAUGUCCUGCCCCACUACCAUUCCGUGGCAUUCACCUUGUAUAUGAGGCCAGUGAACAAAACCAGAAUGGGCGUACAAAGCACUCCGCCAAACCAGAACUAAGGCUCUCCAGUUGGAGGUUGCAUGCUUACACAAUGCGGGUUCACGCCUGAGCGACUUGGAAUUAUUAAGCUGGUGGGUUUGGAAGCGAAGUUUGCAUUCCAGAGAGGGCAUUUCAUUUCUCUCCAUGGGAAUGCCUGGAGUGAAUGUGUUUGUGUGAAGUUUUGACAGGACUUAACUCACUGGAAUAGUGCCAGACCAGUCGGGGGAAUCUAAACUCCGGAGAGUACCCGCAGCGUUAGUGUCAACAGUGCAUGUCUUAACACUGAGCCUGAACCAAAGACUGGGUGGUGAUAGUUCACCCUAAAAAGUUCACCUGUGCUUCCGGCAGUUUGCCAACGUGUGUGUUUGGAUGGUUUUAAAGUGCUGUGUAGCAGAACACCGUUAUAUAUGUGCAGGGUGUGUUUGGAGUACAGAUUUACAUAAUUUUGUUCUGAUGAGAGAGUGAACUGUACAGAGAAGCCUGAACCCACACACCAGGACUGAA
Molecule: messenger RNA, 4643 nt
Organism: Acanthaster planci (crown-of-thorns starfish)
Lineage: Eukaryota; Metazoa; Echinodermata; Asteroidea; Valvatida; Acanthasteridae
Product: threonine synthase-like 1
Cellular component (GO): cytoplasm
Molecular function (GO): ATP hydrolysis activity
Source: RefSeq, a predicted model, not a curated record